AUGAAGAAUACAAUUUUAUCAGAUAUUUGCAAACAUAAGAGUUUGCAUAAGGAUUGGAUUAAUUGUUUUGAUAUAACAUCAGAUUUAACAAACUCUGGUAUUCUUGCGAGAGACCAGUUAUGGCAAACAGAGUUACCAAAUAAGGAAAAAGAGGAAAUAAUUGUUAUUUAUGGUGUCAACUCAUUUAAAUCAAUGUUAAAUAUUAGUUUAAAAACUAAACCAGUCAUUGAUGAGAAAAAUAAUGAUUAUUAUAAAUGCAAUGAAACUGGCAUUUCAUAUAACAUUUCAAAUAAAAAUGAAUAUAAAUUUCCGGGUCUUUUGCUGGAAGUGUUGGCACCCUUUCAAAGAUGGAGAGUUAAAUUCAACGGAUUCUUAACCGAUAAAAAUAACCAAAAAUUCUUUAUCGAAAUGCGUUUGUUUUGGUUUUCAACUUCAGAAGUCUUUGACUACAAAUCUAACGGCGAUAACAAGUAUUUGGCAAAAGAGAUGAACGGAAUGGGAGUCAAACUGGAAAAUAUAUUUGAGGACAGGUAUGUUGUUUGCGGUCAAUUAAGAGCCACUUUGAAGAUUGACAAUGAGAUCAAUAAAGAACUGUUUCUUUGGGGGACCCGAUCUAAAGCUUAUUACAAAACAUCAGAUAAUUAUUUUGUCAAUAAUUUUGAUAAAUAUCUAUUUUCAGCGUAUACUAAUAAAGGAAUUGCAUUAGAAAUUAUCAAAAUUACGCCAAAACAUAAUCAAAAUAAAUGUAUGUAUUAUGGAUGGGCACUGGCAUCUCAUGGAUGCAUUUAUCCAAUACAAACAUUUAUACCUCAAAUGUAUUUGAUUGACAAUAACAAUCAGAAUAUCUUUCCAUCAAAUUUUAAAUUACAAAUUAAUGGCAAAGAAAUGAUAGUCAAUAAUUUGAUUAUUAAAGAUAAUAAUAUUAUUAAUUUAACUAUCAAUGGUCACAAUGGGUUGGGAUUUAUAUUGGAAAAUCAGGAUAUCAUAAGUGAAAUGAUAGCAAUUAAGACAAACACCCAUUUGUUUCAUGUAUUUAAAAAAAGACAAUCACAAGAUUUAGUGUUAAAUUUUGAAGACGAAAAUGCUAUGAAUGAAGAGUUGUCGGGUGGAAAGGGAUCUUCAUUGAGUAAAUUGAAAGUAUUGAGUAAAUUGGAUGACAAUUGCUUUAUAGUACCGAAUGGAUUCAUUGUAACCACAAAUGCAUAUCAAUUUCUUUUGAAAGAAAAUCCAGAUUUAGAUAAAGCUAUAGAAAGACUUCAAACAAUUUCAUGGUCUGAGAAAAAAGAGAAUUUUCAAGAAGAGUGUCAAAAUGUGAUGAAUAACUUCUUAAAGAUAGAGAUGCCGUUAGUUAUUAAGUCAUCCAUAAGAGAUUCUCUUCAGAAAUUACAAACUAAUGGUAACACAGAUGAUAUUGUUGUAGCGGUCCGUUCGUCGGCGUGCGGCGAGGAUUCAGAGGACAUGUCAGCUGCCGGUCAGAUGACAACAUAUUUGGGAAUUAAGGGUCUGAACGAAAUAUGUGAGUCUGUACUUAAGUGUUGGUCCUCUCAGUUCAAUAUAAUUGCUGUGGAAUACAAACGAGGAUACGGACAGUUGAUUAACAGUCCGAUGGCUGUUGUGGUCCAAGAGAUGGUUGAUUGUGAUGUCGCAGGUGUUAUGUUUACUUGUGAUCCAGUGAACGGUACGCCUAAUAAAAUAAUAAUUAAUGCAAACUAUGGAAUUGGAGAAAGUGUUGUAUCGGCGGCAGUUAAUCCCGAUAAUAUUAGUUUAAUAGUUGAUAUGGAGUUCAAUUCAUAUGACAAUCAAAGGUGUAUUAAAUCAAUAAAUGAUAUAAUAAUUGGCGCUAAAGAGUCUGUUAUGAAAAUCAAGACAGACUCGGGUGCGGGCAUUGAAAUUCAAACCAAUGAUUCAAAUGCAAGUAAAUGUUGUUUAAGUGACGAUCAAAUCAAAACUUUAGGUGAAAUUGGUCUUAAACUACAAUACUAUUUUGGGUGCGAACGGGAUAUUGAAUGGGGACUUAAAGAUGGCUUAUAUUAUAUGUUUCAGUCCCGUCCGGUCACUAAUUUGAACGCUUAUAAUGAGUGGGAACUGACACACGAGUUCGAUACGGGACAUCUCGAUGAGGCCGAGUAUAACACUAGAGCUAAUUUAGGUGAAGUAAUGCCCGGCGCCAUCUCGACACUCCAUAUGACGGCUAUAUUUCCCGCAAUGUGGUUGCAGUUAUCAGAGCGAUAUGUAAAGCCAUUUGGUAUGAAAUAUAAUGCCUAUCGGCGCCCAUUACAAGCGGUUACCAUUCAAAACAAUGCCGUUUUCUUCUCAUUAAAAGAUGUAGGAUUUUUCCAGUUCGCACCGAAACAAUACGAGACAUUUCUUAAUAAAGCGUUAACUUUAGCCGCUUUUGGACAUCCAGUUGAAGACGAACAGCUUAGAGAAGACGCUUUUGAAAGGAACGGUAUUUUAUCGCUUAAAACAAAAAUAGCGAUACAAAAGUCGGCCCUCAAAAGUCUAACCUCUGGAAAGAAACUCAAAAAAUUUAUUCAACAAAAACAAGACAUAAGUUUUAUUAGAGACAAAACUUAUAAUAACUCAUUUGAAAUGUUUCGUGUAUUUUGUGAUAACUUAAACAUUAUGGCUGAGGCUCUUGACAUUCAUCUGGAAGUGUCUACUAAAUCAUCGAUACAUAAUUUAAUGCUGUUAUCAGUUUUAUCAAAUGGAAAUAUUGAUGUUACUUCAAAUAGUAAUCUAUACAUUGACUUUGCAAACGUAUUAUCAAUGACUGGCAAUAGUAUAGUCAGUGCUGAUGUACCGAAAGCUAUAAAACAAUUGGCAAAAUCUAUAAAAGAUCCGAAAAAAUUUAAAGAUAUGACACCUGAAGAAGCACUUGAAUGGCUUGAAAAUAAUAACGAAGAGACAGCUGUAUUGUAUAAACAUUUUAUGAAAGAUUAUGGUUUUAGAGGUUAUAAAGAAUGGGAUGUAUUAUCAAAAACAUGGUCUGAAAAUAUGACAUUAUUAGUGACAACAAUACAAACAAUGAUUCCGUUUAAAGAAAAUUCAAAUCAAGAAAUACUUCCAACAAUCGAUGAACACCUCUCUAAGCUUAAGACAUCUCUAUCAACAAAACAGAAGUGGUUGUUAAAGAAGUGGAUUAUACCCUACUGUCAGAGCUCUAUAGCUCAUAGAGAAGAAUCCAAACUUAUUGACAUCAAAUGUAUUGAUAAGUUUCGGCAAUUGUUACGUAAAAUGGGAGAAAUGAUGUGUUAUAAAGAGGGACGUAUACCAGAUCCAGAGCUUAUAUACUUUGUGUCACUACAAGAGUUGAAGAUUUUAACUGAAACUCGAGUGCCGAAGAUUGUGAUGAAAGCCAAACAGAGAAAAAGGAUUUAUCAAAAACUCGAUCAAAAUAUUUAUGAAGAGAUGUCCGUUGGACCUGAUAUUAGACCACGUAAUCUUAUAGAUAAAAAUGAUUUACUUCAAAAUUUGAAUCCGAAAGCUAAAAUACCGGGUACUCCGGUUUGUACGGGAAGUAUAACAGCCAAAGCAUGUGUAGCCAAGUGUUUUGAUGACGCAAAAAAUAUUCAGCCGGGAGAUAUACUGGUUACUUAUUGUACUGAUAUUGGUUGGAGUCCUUAUCUACCAAUGAUAAGUGGUAUUAUCACCGAAAUUGGUGGACUAGUAUCACACGGAGCUGUCAUUGCCCGAGAAUAUGGUAUACCCUGUUUAGUUGGCGUCAAAAAUGCCUGUUAUAUCAUACCCAAUGGACACACUGUACUUCUCGAUGCAGAUAACGGACACAUUGUCCUAAUAAAUGAAUACUAA
Molecule: messenger RNA, 3813 nt
Organism: Oppia nitens
Lineage: Eukaryota; Metazoa; Arthropoda; Arachnida; Sarcoptiformes; Oppiidae
Product: putative phosphoenolpyruvate synthase
Exons: 12
Coding region: 1-3813 (1270 amino acids)
Biological process (GO): phosphorylation
Molecular function (GO): ATP binding; kinase activity
Source: RefSeq, a predicted model, not a curated record